Messenger RNA from Glycine soja, 828 nucleotides. RefSeq names its product transcription factor MYB90-like. Lineage: Eukaryota; Viridiplantae; Streptophyta; Magnoliopsida; Fabales; Fabaceae. The record is from RefSeq and is a predicted model, not a curated record. Bases 14 to 727 code for a protein of 237 amino acids. The transcript is spliced from 3 exons.
AGCACCUGGUCUCAUGGAAGGAUCAUCAGGUGUGAGGAAAGGCACAUGGAGUCAAAUUGAAGAUGAUCUUCUCAAAGCUUGCGUGCAACUUUAUGGGGAAGGAAAUUGGCACCUUGUUCCUAAAAGAGCAGGGUUGAACAGAUGCCGCAAGAGUUGUAGAUUGAGAUGGUUGAACUAUCUUAAACCAAAUAUCAAGCGGGGAGAUUUCAGUGAAGAUGAAAUUGAUAUGAUGAUCAGAUUGCACAAGCUUUUGGGAAACAGAUGGUCCCUGAUUGCAGGAAGACUUCCGGGAAGAACCUCAAACGAUGUAAAAAAUUAUUGGAACACCUACGCACGCCGUAAAUUACACUCUCACAAGAAAGACAACAACAUAGAAAAGCAAGCUAGGGCCAAAACAACCGUGAAACCCCACGAAGUUAUAAAGCCUGUACCUCGAGCUUUAACAAAAACAUCCCCACGGUUGCAAGGGAAAUUCAUUAAUAGUUCAGAAGUUGGUGUUAGUCAUGAAGAAGGUGCAACUUCAAUAUCAGGGUCUGGGAAUUGGUGGGAAACUUUUUUAGAUGACAAGGAAGACAUUGAAGAAGGUAACAACAACAAAUGCUUCUUUGGUGGGGAAGAUGGAGCACUUGACCUUUGGGGUGAAGAGCUUAAUUCAAUUGCUUGUGACUUUCUUACACAAGGUGAAACUUGGAGCGAUUUUCUUCUUGACCUAGGGCUAGGAGAUUAGUGUGUGGUGUUUGUUUUCACAAGGGACCUCAAAUUCUAAUAUGCAAGUACAAAUCAAACUUACCUAACAUUUGAGUUUCCUUUGUAAAAUAUAUAUAUUCU